This is a messenger RNA of Cajanus cajan (pigeon pea), 1633 nucleotides long. RefSeq names its product Transducin/WD40 repeat-like superfamily protein. The record is from RefSeq and is a predicted model, not a curated record. Lineage: Eukaryota; Viridiplantae; Streptophyta; Magnoliopsida; Fabales; Fabaceae. Gene Ontology annotation, biological process: ribosome biogenesis. Gene Ontology annotation, molecular function: protein binding.
CAGUCUAAAACCCAUGGCAAGUUGGUAACCGUUAAACCCUAGCCUCUUCUCCCUCUUCGCUUCGCGUCUUCGUCUCUCGCACUUCGUUUUCGCCUUCGCCUCGCAGAAGAAAGAGCGUAAAGGAGAACGAAGAUGAGCAUGGGCGACGAGAGUGGCGAAGGGAGCUCGAGGAGGCUCCAAGUGCGCUUCGUCACGAAGUUGGAUGCGCCGUUCAAAGUUCCCGCCGCCGCCAUUGCCAUCCCUGCCGACCUCGCGCGGUUCGGCCUCUCCUCGCUCGUCAACGCGCUCCUUCAAUCCAACAACGCUGAUUUUGAGCCGGAGCCAUUUGAUUUUUUGAUUGAUGGAGAAUUUGUUCGGAUGUCGCUUGAGCAGUUUCUUCUGGCCAAAGGAAUAUCUGCGGAAAGGAUAUUGGAAAUUGAGUACAUAAGGGCUGUGGCCCCACGAAAGGAGGAAGACCCUUCUUUACAUGAUGACUGGGUCAGUGCUGUUGAUGGUUCUUCUUCUCGGUUCUUUUUGACAGGAUGUUAUGAUGGUUUGGGGAGGGUGUGGAAAGGUGCUGGAAUAUGUACCCAUAUAUUGGAUGGACAUAGUGAUGCGCUCACUUCUGUUUGUAUCAUUAAUCCAGAAGGUAUGGAAACAGUUACGGUAGCUACUGCUUCAAAAGAUCGGACAUUGAGGCUAUGGAAGCUUAAUAUAGAGGAGCCUGUAAACCAUCCUAUGAGGGUUAGGGCUUACAAAAUUUUGCGUGGUCAUAAGUCUUCUGUACAGACUGUUGCAGCACAGACUUCUGGAGAAAUGGUGUGUUCGGCUUCUUGGGAUUGUACCAUCAAUCUGUGGCAAACUAAUGACUUCCCUGCGGAAGAUGACCUAGUGUCUAAGAAGAGAAAAGUUGGAGGUCAAGUUGAGGAGUCACUAGUAGAGGGAGAGGCAUUUACUACCCUUGUAGGCCAUACACAGUGUGUAUCUUCUGUGGUUUGGCCACAACGAGAGUUUAUCUAUUCUGCAUCAUGGGAUCAUUCUAUUAGGAAAUGGGAUGUUGAGACCGGCAAAAACUUGACAGAUAUAUUCUGUGGGAAGGCUCUUAACUGCCUUGAUAUUGGUGGGGAAGCUUCUGCUCUGAUAGCUGCUGGGGGUUCUGACCCUGUUCUUAGGAUUUGGGAUCCUCGUAAACCAGGCACUUCUGCUCCUGUUUUUCAGUUUGCUUCUCAUACUUCUUGGGUUUCAGCUUGCAAAUGGCAUGAUAGCUCUUUGUUUCAUUUGCUUUCUGCAUCCUAUGAUGGGAAAGUUAUGUUGUGGGAUCUGAGAACUGCGUGGCCUCUUUCAGUCAUCGAAUCGCACACUGACAAGGUAUUGUCUGCUGACUGGUGGAAAAGUGACAGCGUUAUUAGUGGUGGAGCAGACUCAAAACUUUGUAUUUCUUCAGAAAUCCCAAUAGUGAGGUAAACUUAAACCACAGUAUGAUUAAUUUUUUUGAGUUGGUGGGAUAGAGUUCUUAUAUGUAGGGAACGGUUCAAGUUUUUAGCCAAUUUUGUCUAGGCACAAUGCCAAGGGUUUUAUCCGCUGUUGACGAAGUCCUGUGUAUUGAUGUAAACGCUUGAAAUUAUUUAUAUAUCACAAACUCAUUCUGCAUGAA